Molecule: messenger RNA, 1962 nt
Organism: Triplophysa dalaica
Lineage: Eukaryota; Metazoa; Chordata; Actinopteri; Cypriniformes; Nemacheilidae
Product: butyrophilin subfamily 3 member A1-like
Exons: 11
Coding region: 76-1383 (435 amino acids)
Molecular function (GO): protein binding
Source: RefSeq, a predicted model, not a curated record
AUUCUUUGCCGUGCUUUCGACUAAAGUGAUGGUCAAAGAACGCAAGUUUGUUGAUUAUUAAAAUAUACAAGAAAUAUGGCAUGUGCAGCCGAAGCUCAAAGCACCGGAUUUACCGGAAGUGAAAUAAAUUUGAUGACACCACAAACAAAGUUAAAAACUUUUAGUAGCUCCUUCCCUGCUGCCAAGCCUAAUAUGGCAAUUCUACCAAAUCAGGAGAUUGAUAAACUGAUUUGCAGAGCUCGCAAAACUUUCAUGAAAGUCUUUCCCCAGUUGCAGGGGUUUAACAAAUGUACAAGUUGCAACCAGGAAGCUUCUCUUGAUGAUUCAAAGCACAUCAUCAGAGGACUGGAUGCUGAACUCAACAGAGUGGUAAAGUUUAAGAAGUUCUCCCAGAUGUCUGAAAAGAUAAAACAUAAAGGAAGUAUGGAAGAACAACAAUAUUAUAUUUUGCAUUGGGCUGAAGAGUUAGAGACUACACAGAAAAAACAAAAGGAAGAUACAUUAUUACAUGAAAAGAAACUUACACCUUCUGAAAAGAGCAGAUUGGAGAGUGAAAUUAAUUGGGAAAGAGCUAAAGAAAUCUUGUCUGACUGGACUUGGAAAAUGAAAGAAAUGAAAGAGAACUCAGUGUGUCCCAAAAGAGAAUAUAAAGAAACACUUAAGGCUAUUUACAAACAGUGCAAGCAGGGAGAGUCCAGCAUACUUCCGGUAAUGGAUUGGAUGAUGUGGACUGUACAGUCAGAAAACUCUGAGGAAUCCUCUCCCAAAAUGUGGAUGAAGAAACAGAAAUCAAAAAAUACAGUUGGAUUACCCGUUCCCAACUCAGUUUGGAAUUGGAUCACAAAGUCAACAGCUUUCGUAGUUCUGGAUCCAAAUACAGCCAACCCAGAUCUCCAGGUCUCUGAAAACAGAAAAUCUGUGAUAGCAAGUAACUACAACUCUGACAUCAAUCAUUGGGAUGGGUUUGAAAGGAAGUGUUCUAGAUAUGAUGGCUGGACUUGUGUUCAAGCUGAAGAGGGUUACAACACAGGUCGUCAUUACUGGGAGGUAAAUGUAAGGAAGAAACGUGAGUGGCGGGUGGGAGUUGUAAAGGAAUCAGCUCCCCGGAAUGGAUAUGUUACUAUGACCCCAAAAGCAGGUUACUGGAAUCUGCGUCUGCAACUGGGGACUGUAAUGGCUCUGACUGCACCUGUCACUAAACUCUACCUGCCAACACCCUCAAGAUUAGGGGUUUAUCUGGACAAAGAUGAGGGUCAGGUCUCCUUCUAUGAUGCAGAAAAACGAAGACAUAUUUACACAUUUAUCACAGACUUUAGUGGGACUGAAAACAUUUACCCAAUGUUUGGCACCAUUGAGACAGACAGAGAGUUGAGGAUUUUAUAGGCACAGCCUACAUCCAAACACAGUUCAUUUUGGAUGGGAACUCUGCAUCUUCUUUAAAUUCACUCUCCUGACUCUGUACCCAGAUUUCUAGCGCUGUGCAUAACCCUUGAUAUAGUUUGUACUAAAAUGUUUUCCCUGGACAGCUGUUGAUAGCAAAUAUUUCUUCUGUUAAUUUCCUUAAAACUCUUUCAUAUACAAACUCUUUUUUUGGGGGGCACGACGUUGCUGUCGGACCAAUGUUUGUUGGUAACCCACUCUGGGCAGCUUGCUUAUUUAGAACCAUUUUACUGGUAACACUUGUAGCCUGUGAGCUAGCUCCUUUUGCCUGUAUCUUGUAUCUAUGAAAUGCAACUAAGAUGGUCAUAUAGCGAGAUAUUGUACCACCAAUAUGCCAAUUAGGUCUUUACCUAUUGUGAGUUCCAUUAGGGGGAGUGUUGUUGGCUCAAAAACUGAUUCAGGACCUCUUUGUGCAUUGGUGGGGUCUUCUCCAUCAUUGAAUGUCAAAAUGGUACCGGUUGAUGCAAUGUGUUUGUUUAAUACUGGCUCUAUGGUGACCACAUAAACAGAAAGUGAUUUUAA